Molecule: messenger RNA, 5401 nt
Organism: Argiope bruennichi
Lineage: Eukaryota; Metazoa; Arthropoda; Arachnida; Araneae; Araneidae
Gene: boss
Exons: 8
Coding region: 370-2742 (790 amino acids)
Biological process (GO): G protein-coupled receptor signaling pathway
Cellular component (GO): membrane
Molecular function (GO): adenylate cyclase inhibiting G protein-coupled glutamate receptor activity
Source: RefSeq, a predicted model, not a curated record
AGUAGUGGGUCACUUUUUUUUUAUUUGGGUAAAGGUUCUUUCCAAAGUAGGUGGGUGGAGUCGAUUUCCUGUAAGGGCUACUUUUAAAUUAUCGUCUGCGCCAAAGAGACGGUAGCCCCUUUGUGAUAAAGUCAACAAUUUGCGGCAUAAUUUCCAAAUGGCUGCUCCGUAGAAAACUUUUAAAGUGUUUUAAAAUUAUUUUCCUCAGAAAGUGAGGUAGAGGAGGUACACUGUUGUUGUAAACCUUGCGUGACAACUUGUGGACGUUUGGUGAACUUUAUGUGAGUUGUGAUGAAUUCAUCGAUUUGCUGAUUUCGAUCUAGUAUAAAGAUUUUUCGCCAAAGGAAGUAGAGGACCAAAAUAUGCAACAUGUGGUCUAGAGUCCUCUCCCUCCUCCUUUUGUUGACACCCUUGACAGCAGCAUCUGAAGACAAUAAGCCUCCGUCUCCCACCUGUGGGGAUGAAUCAUUGGCGCCCAUCUCACAGCCUGUGGCCCACCGCAAAGCAGGUGGGGAUAGGCCAGUGCACGUGAUAGGCCUCUUCGAUGUCCAUGAAGGGGAUAAUUGCCAGCUGCUGAGGCGUGGCGGAAUGGAACAAGUGAUGAUGACUAUAGGGGUCUUGGAAAACCAAUUGAUGGCAUUAGAAGCGAAUGGAACUGAUAUAGGAUUCGAUAUCUACGAUACCUGUAGUAACCCAUCGAGUUCUUUGAUUCAUUUAGUGGAUGCUCUAAGGAAAGUGGAGGAAGGCAAAACAGACUGUGCAGCGUCACCUUAUUUAGGUGUCAUUGGGCCCAUGAAUCCGAGAAUCCAAGUGGAUAUGGAGCGAUUUCUGAAAAAGUCGAAAAUAUCUUACUUCCCACUCGAAUUAACAUCUUUGCGUGACGAAAUCGAGGCGCUUUCUACAGUCCUUCUGGAUCUGAAGUGGCUCUCGGUUGCUGUGUUUUCUGCAACUAAAACCUUGGAAGACGAAUUCCGAGUAGAAGCAGACAAGCGGAACAUCUGCAUUGCAUUUUCCGUUGUUCUAACAGCAGAUGAAAGAUUAGACACUUUGUUGCGAAUGAAGUUCCAAGACAUAUCAGCUACGGGAAUCCAAGUGGCCGUAGUUCUCGGAUCCCACAUCGACUUACGAAAACUAUACGAAAUUUCAGUCCUGUCUAACAGUUCGAUCCGAUAUUGGCUUAUGGCUGGUCUAGACACCAAAGACUCGACGCUGAGCGUUCUUUUCGGGUCAGACCAUCCAGGCAUCUUGUUCAGGAAGCCAGUCGGAAGAAUUCCGAGCAUCGACCAAGGAACUGUGGAAGCUUAUGAAUUUGGAGGAAAAAUCAACCGUCUCAAUCUAGUCCAGAGUUACAUCGACUAUAUUAAUGGAUGCAUCAACAACUCGAGCGGAAGCGAUAUCAAUGAGAUACAGUGCCAAAACCAUCAUUUCAGGACACAAAAUCCCCAGUGGAGUGUCAUCGAAGAGACUGUCAGUAAAUUGUUGGAUGACGUAAGAAAAAAUGGAUAUUUAGGCAAUGUCACAGUGAUCAAUAAGACAGCUGAAAUAAGUAAUGAAGAAAACAGGACAAUAGACGAGAUCGAAAUAUGGACUUACCAACAUGCUAUGGGAAAAUUUUCAAGACCGAAAGAAUUGCAGGUUGGACAUUACGAGAACGGUCGGUUAAUAUGGGAUAAGAAAUUAUUAAACGUCUUCCGCUUCACUGGUUCCGGAUGGUUCAAGAUACCAGAGUUCCUUUGCCAUCGAGACUGUCAUGAGAUAUGCGAAAACUUUGCAAACAUAAAGGUGAAGUCAGAUUUGGACAGCUUACUAAACAGCAUUUAUCACUGGAGAUACGAUAGCUGGGUCACAAUUUUGUUGACUAUAUCGGGAGUUGGCACAAUCAUUGCUUUAUUCACUACUGGCUACCUGAUCACAAAAUCCUGCAAGGAUGAUUUCGAAGAAGGAAAUCAAGUCACAAACGUAAUCGUAUUGAUUGCCAUCAUAGUUUCUUAUUGCUGCACAGCACUAUUUAUUCUACACAACGAUACCACAACCUGCUCUAGAAGAAUCGCAGUAGUUGGAAUUGCCUAUGCUAGUAUGUUGGCACCUAUAAUUUCCCGUUGUUUCCUCAUAAUUGCUGCCGAAAUGGAUGGUAUUCACAGUCAUGUGAGCGGAUUCUUGCAGUCGAUGCUGUCUACCUUCAUUUUUGCUGUUCAAGUGGCAAUGGCGUCUUAUUAUUGGAUAAUGAGCUCAGAAACCAAGCGUUCAAGAUCAAAAUGUGUCAUCCACACCAAGAUGACCAUUAGCUAUCUAUCGUAUGCUAUGUUUCUAUGCUUUGUUUGGCUAAUUAUUUCACCUUUCUGUAUCCGUAGUCGUAGAAACAACAAGGAAGGCCUUCUCCUGCAUUUCGGAAGUAUUGCUUCAUCUUUGGUAUGGCUGGUCUGGUACCUUCUAUAUUUUCUGUUACCACCACGUUGGAAUGAAUUCGUUAUCUGCUUUGGUCUUGUAGCGACGGCUACCGUAAUUCUCGUUGUGGUUUUCCUGCCCAAAAUUUAUCGCAUGAUCGUAUCAGCUGCUGCCAGGGAGCAUGGCCAGGUGAGCAUGCAGCCAGUGAUAUUCGCCUCCGCCUCAUCGAGAAGUCCGAAUCUGUCAAUCUACGAAAGCAUCAAUCACGGUUACAAUCCGGACAAAGACGGGUACAUCGUAGAUGUUUUCCGGGAUGAAGAAGAAUCUCCACGUCCCAGAAAAAUGACCCAUUUGUAGGUCACUCUUGGAGGAAUGGAAGGCUCCUAGGCCAAAACGAUCAAGAAAGAAUGGCUUAAAUUCAUUUUUCAAAGUUCAGAUCUAAGUCAGACAAUGGUGAAUAUCAAAGUUCGUAAGAUUGUUAUCCUUUUUCUCCUUGUAUACAUUUUUACGGCUUUAUUCUUUAUUUUAAAGGUUAGAAAUAUGAGGAUAUUAUUUGAUAAUGAGACAGCAAAUUUGCCUCCUCGUUUCGUUAACACACAUUUAUAGAUUUUUAGAGGGCUGAAAAUGCCCUUCAUUUCAAAUUCUGUCUUAAGCAAUGUUUUUUGUGCCAGCAUAACAUCCAUUAUGCAAAUAAUAUGGUAUUUUUACCCUUUUAAAUAUGGCUUAUUAUGUGCAAAAUCACCUUUUGAAACGAUGAACUGACAUUUUAAAAUCGUGAAUGAAAUUUCAUUUGUGAAAUGAAAAAAAUUAUGACACAUCCAUAAAAAAACAUAAUUUUAUAUUAAAAGUAUUUGAAAUUAAUAUGCAAAACAUAGACACUGAUUUCAAAGAAAAAAAUUCGAACGAAAUGAAAAAAAAAAAAAAAAAAAAAAGACAAGAAGUUCUAUAUAAAACUCAACUUUCCUUCAAGAAAGAAUCGUAAUUAAGAUAAGCUUUGAUUGUUCAGUUUUAUUGGUUAUUCGCGAUUACUUUAACGGAAAAGAAAGAAGAAAUCUGUGCAAAAUGGAAACAUUUUUUUUUUUUUUUUUGUAAUUUGUUAGACAAUACAGACGUAUCUUGACAAAUAUCAACCAAAAAAAAAAAGAAGAAGAAGAAAGAAAAAGAAUGAAAUAGUUUAUCGUUUCUAAAUGAUGUACACAUCAGCGAAACCAGCAUAAAACUUACGAAUCCGAGUAAUUUAAGUAUUCGUAGUUGUUCUGAUUAUCAGAAUAUUUAAACUUGAUUCUUUUGGACUGAUAGAAAUCAGCUAGUUUCGUUUCUCAUUGGCAAGAAUAAUUUAUAUGAAUUUUGAAAAAUUCAACACAAUAGUGGAGUUUAAUUAUUAAUUACAGAGCUUCUGAAACUAAAAUGUGGCAACAUUUCUCUCAGAACAGUGAUGUUCCAAUAAAAUAAAUAAUUAAAAGAAAAAAAAAAGUGAAAAGUGAAAAAAGUGAUAUCAACUACUUAGAAUAUUUUUUAAAAGAUAUUAUAUAAUCAACAUUCAUUUAGCUAACAACUGACAAAAAAAUUAUCUAGAAUAAUUUUUCUCGAAAACUAUGAAAGCAGAAAUCAAAAUGUUCCCUUAAAACAAGAGUUCCAGUGCUUUAUUGCGAUUUUACAUUUUGUAUUAUCGAAUAAUAACAGCAUAUUUGAUCCUUCUAUUGUCUCAUAAACAUUUUUAUCAAAAUUCUAUAAAUAAUGGAAUAGAGAAUUACAAUGAAAAAAAAUAUAUAAGAUUUAGCGGGAAAAAAACUGUAAACUACUGAAAUGCUGUUCUUUACAAGAUAUGUGCAUUUGAAGAGCUCCUGCAAUAGCUUUUAACAAGCUCACAACUAAAAUUUGUCAUCAAUUUAAAAAAAAAAAUUAAACAAAAAAACUUUAUAAAGAAAGAUUGUAAUACUCCAGCCAAGAAACAUUAAUCAGACUUUAUAAUAGAAAAAAAAAUCUGCUACAUGAAAUUCAAAUAGUGACGAAUAAACAUUUAAACAGAGUUAUUGGAAUUCUUAGAUGCACAAAUAGAUUCUUUAUGUUUGGCUUGUGUUUUAUAGUAAAAAGACAUGUAUUUGAUCAUAUUGAGCAAACAUAAAUUUCUAUACAAUUUCCCUAUUAGUUCGAAAUGUCCAUAUUGUUACGAUAUCCUCACAAUAUUGUUUGCCAUUCAGAAUAUCAAAAAACAUCGUGAAGAUAUCGGAGAGUAUCUUGUGCUAAUAGGACUGAUUAACCUAAAUCGCAGUUUGAAUUUAUACUUUUUUCAAAAUGUUUCUACGGAAAUUUUUUAAUACAAUUUACGCAUUAAACUUCAUAUUGGAAAGAUGAGUUUCUUAGGAAAAUAAACUGAAGAAAAUUAAAAAUUAUUUUUGAACAUGUAGUCUUUAAGAUGAAAUGGACUUUGUGCAUCAUCAUAAAUAAACUGCCCGUUUUAUUUGAUUUUGAUUACAAUGAAACUUAAAAAAAAGAAAGAAGUAAAACGUGUAUUUACAUAAAAAUAAUUCAACUGAUUGCUUCAUCAAUAAAAAAUCAUUUGUUUUAUAAAAAAAAAAAUGCGAAUCUACUUCCGAUUCUGAAAUAUGAACUCUAGAACUGAAAUGUGACACUUUGCAUGAAUGAAAUGGAAAAUAACUUUAAAUCUCUCGGACUACAGAACUAAUCAUUACGAGGUAAAAAUCAAUUUGUCGUUUAAAGGACCAUGUAAGUUCCUUAAAGUAUUUAAGAAAAUCAAGGGCCCAAUGCUUUCACCGAAUUUUUCAUCGUUGAUCUAGUUUUCUUAAGUGUUCUGGGAAAUCGAACACUUUUUCACAGUUGUGCUACUUUUAAAAAAAAGCUGUUGACUCUUAAAUGGAUUCGUGCAAAAUACAAGUGAACAGAUCAGUAAGGUGAGACUCAGAGGAACUGUUGGUAUUUUAAAGAAGUGUUGUUAUUAUUAUGUGAAAAAUGUGAAGUUAUGAAAUGUUUAUUAAAAUCAAAAUCCGUCCAUGAA